AUUACCCACUGCAGGGCUCCAUCCUUUAUUUCUGAGAGCGACCUCGUUCUGGCGGAGCCAUUUAUUUGUCCCUUAGCUCUCGCCGUAGCAGCCGCCGCCCAUCCCUCUUUGUGUGCACUGGGAAGCCGCCCGAGCUUGUGGUGGCUACAGUUGGCGUUGGGGCUUAGACUAGGGACGUUCCCGGGAAGUUGUAGAAGGGACGACUCUUCCCCAUCCCGCCACCUGACAGGUCACAAACAUGUCGGACAAAAGUGAAUUAAAGGCUGAAUUGGAACGUAAGAAACAGCGAUUGGCCCAAAUCAGAGAGGAAAAGAAGAGAAAAGAAGAAGAAAGGAAAAAAAAAGAAACUGAUCAGAAAAAGGAAGCUGUUGCUCCUGUGCAAGAAGAAUCAGAUCUUGAAAAGAAAAGAAGAGAAGCUGAAGCAUUGCUUCAAAGCAUGGGGCUAACUACAGAACCCCCCAUUGCUGAGCAACCUCUCCGUGUAGUAACAGCGGAUACCUGUCUGUUUCACUAUUUAGUCCCUCCUCCUAUGUCUCCAUCUUCCAAGUCUGUGAGUACGCCAAGUGAAGCUGGAAGCCAAGACUCUGGAGAUGGCGCCGUGGGAUCCAGGACGCUGCAUUGGGAUACAGAUCCAUCAGUUCUUCAGCUUCACUCAGAUUCCGAUUUGGGACGAGGACCUAUUAAACUUGGAAUGGCCAAAAUUACGCAAGUUGACUUUCCUCCUCGAGAAAUUGUCACAUAUACUAAGGAAACUCAGACUCCAGUUAUGGCUCAACCCAAAGAAGAUGAAGAGGAAGAUGAUGAUGUAGUGACUCCUAAACCACCUAUUGAACCUGAAGAAGAGAAAGUUUUAAAAAAAGAUGAAGAAAAUGAAAGUAAAGCUCCGCCUCAUGAGCUGACUGAAGAAGAAAAGCAACAAAUCUUACACUCAGAGGAAUUUUUAAGUUUCUUUGACCAUUCUACAAGAAUUGUAGAAAGAGCUCUUUCUGAACAGAUUAACAUCUUCUUUGACUAUAGUGGGAGAGAUCUGGAAGACAAAGAAGGAGAGAUUCAAGCAGGUGCUAAACUAUCACUAAACCGGCAAUUUUUUGAUGAACGUUGGUCAAAGCAUCGGGUUGUUAGUUGUUUGGAUUGGUCAUCUCAGUAUCCCGAGUUACUUGUGGCUUCCUAUAAUAACAAUGAAGAUGCUCCUCAUGAACCUGAUGGAGUUGCCCUUGUAUGGAAUAUGAAAUACAAAAAAACUACUCCAGAGUAUGUGUUCCACUGCCAGUCAGCUGUGAUGUCUGCUACAUUUGCAAAAUUUCAUCCAAAUCUUGUUGUUGGUGGUACAUAUUCAGGCCAAAUUGUGCUUUGGGAUAAUCGUAGCAAUAAAAGAACACCAGUGCAGAGAACUCCACUGUCAGCUGCUGCACACACACAUCCUGUCUAUUGUGUUAAUGUCGUUGGAACACAAAAUGCUCACAAUCUGAUCAGCAUCUCCACUGAUGGAAAAAUAUGUUCAUGGAGUCUGGACAUGCUUUCCCACCCACAGGAUAGCAUGGAGUUGGUUCACAAACAGUCAAAGGCAGUAGCUGUGACAUCUAUGUCUUUCCCUGUUGGAGAUGUCAACAACUUUGUUGUUGGGAGUGAAGAAGGUUCUGUGUACACAGCAUGCCGCCAUGGCAGCAAAGCUGGAAUUAGUGAGAUGUUUGAGGGACAUCAAGGACCAAUCACUGGCAUCCAUUGUCAUGCAGCUGUUGGAGCAGUAGACUUCUCACAUCUUUUUGUCACUUCAUCAUUUGACUGGACAGUAAAACUUUGGACAACUAAGAAUAACAAGCCUUUAUACUCAUUUGAAGAUAAUUCAGACUACGUUUAUGAUGUUAUGUGGUCACCCACCCACCCAGCCCUGUUUGCCUGUGUUGAUGGCAUGGGGAGAUUGGAUUUGUGGAAUCUCAAUAAUGAUACAGAGGUACCAACUGCCAGCAUUUCUGUGGAGGGUAAUCCUGCUCUUAAUCGUGUAAGAUGGACCCAUUCUGGAAGAGAGAUUGCCGUGGGUGAUUCUGAAGGACAGAUUGUUAUAUAUGAUGUGGGAGAGCAGAUUGCCGUUCCCCGCAAUGAUGAAUGGGCACGAUUCGGCCGAACACUUGCAGAAAUUAAUGCAAACCGAGCUGAUGCAGAAGAGGAAGCAGCUACCCGAAUACCUGCUUAGUUCCUAAAAAGAGGAGUAUAGCCUUUAGUGGACCGGGGGAAGGCUCUACAGUAGAUCCUAAGACUAUUUGCAUGCUUUUGUCUAAAUGAUAAUUAAAGAGAAAUUUCAUGGAUUAAACUGUUGAUUUAAUGCAGCAAGCAAAUCUUACAGUGCCCCUUUUUAUAUUAACAUGCAUUUUUUUUAUUUGUCAUUUUUAAUACAGCUGACUGAUUUUACAGAACACAGGGAUAUAUUUAAUACUAUUCUUUUGAAUUCUUUUCGAUUUAUAACACUAUAUACAGUUAUUUCUAAAGCACAGAUUAAAUAAGUUCUGCAUAUUUUAAAUAAUCAUAAUUCCCUGUUAAACUUGUAAUGUUCUCACUAGUCAUAAUAUAAACAUUGUUUCUUCUUAGUUGCAGCAUGCAUACACCUAUCCAAGUUGCAUUCUAAUAUCCUUUCUCUUUAUAGUUCAUGUGGUAGUUACCUAUAAAUAAAAGCAAAUAUGUGCUAACUUUUCAUUUUCA
Messenger RNA from Ictidomys tridecemlineatus (thirteen-lined ground squirrel), 2694 nucleotides. It is a transcript of the gene Dync1i2, whose product is annotated as dynein cytoplasmic 1 intermediate chain 2. The record is from RefSeq and is a predicted model, not a curated record. Gene Ontology annotation, cellular component: cytoplasmic dynein complex. NCBI's taxonomy places the organism in Eukaryota, Metazoa, Chordata, Mammalia, Rodentia, Sciuridae. Gene Ontology annotation, molecular function: dynein heavy chain binding; dynein light chain binding. Gene Ontology annotation, biological process: transport along microtubule.